This is a messenger RNA of Penicillium riverlandense, 2424 nucleotides long. Its product is annotated as putative nuclear RNA binding protein. The record is from RefSeq and is a predicted model, not a curated record. The transcript has a single exon. Bases 1 to 2424 code for a protein of 807 amino acids. Lineage: Eukaryota; Fungi; Ascomycota; Eurotiomycetes; Eurotiales; Aspergillaceae.
AUGGAGGUCGACCAGCAACCCGCCACCAAGCAGCCACAGCACCAGCGCACAUCGCGCAAGCACCAGCGCUCUAGCGACGACGAAGAUGUCUACCCAGACUGGAGCUCGGAUGUCUCUGGCCAGUUUGAUGACGCCGAAGAAGCAGGUCAGGACGACUACAGGUCUCCUACUGCCAAGUCGGUCAAACGCCGCCGCUCAAAUGACUGGCCGCUGCCCGAGGAAAGCGCGGACUACGGAUCGUUGGAGCGUCGCGGUGCCCGAGCAGGCUAUGCGAGUCUUGUUGGCAGUUCUGCCGGCAUGAAAUCCUCGCCACGGGCUUCGCCUCGCGCGUCACCCCGAGGGUCGUUGGCGUCUCUUCGCAAUAGACACCAUGGUGGUGGUGGAGGAGGAGGAGGAGUAGGGACAUCGUCCAGCCCACGGCACUGGAGUGGUCGGCGCUCGCGGUUCAUCGAAGCUAGUAUGAGCGACAGCAUCAGUGAGAAACCGCCUAGCGUCUUUACGCGCGAGGGCAAGCCAACUGGCUCGCAGCGGCAGUCUGGGAUCUUUCGGUUCGGCAAGGCUAUUGCAGCGGCAUUCAACCCCUUCGGCGGUUGGGGCAAGACGACUUCCCCGGAAUCGAACAAGGCGCAGGCGCAGCCGCAGACGGAUGCGCUGAGCCAGGCCGAGCAGGCAUAUGCGGAGCUCAAGAAGACCGGCUACAAGGGUACCAACAAAGGCGCUUACAUCCAGAGCCAGCAUGUUGAUUCAAACAUGGCGGACCAGACCUGGGAGUCUAUCAAGGAGAAUGUCAACUGUGGGGGCGAUGCGGCGGCUGUUGAGGGUUCGGGUCGCUAUUCGACGGAGCAUGGAGGAGACCGCAGCACUGCAAUAAUGCCGCGGCGAGACUCCGGGGCCUCCUCUAAACGGUCUUCUUUCCAGGACCUACGCAAGGCCAAGAUUCCAUUCAUGAAGACUCACGAGGCGCCGUCGACUGCCGUGGUAUCGGAACACAAUCCAGAUCAAAUUUCUGAGGAUUCGGAGGGCCAUGGGAUUCGGAGACAAAGAUCGAAAAAGGAGCUUUCACGCCAGGCGAAGCUGCUCAAGAAAGUUAACAACCUGGAAGACAAGCUGGAUCGUGCGAGACGCGAGCUUCGCGAGCUGACGGGCAAUGAGGAUCGGACAUCUGCUCCUGCGUUGCCGUCCCAGACACAGACACACGCACAGAUACAGUCGCAGUCGCAGUCGCAGCCACAACCACCGUCGCAGCCACAGCUACAGCCGGAGCCGCAGCCGCAGCCAAAGACAAUGUGCAUGGAAAUGGAUCCCGAAAGUUAUCCGCGCAAAUUCGUCCCUGGUGCUCUCCCAACCCUACCGUCCGAAAGACUCCUUGAUCAACAAGCCGCCGAAUCCGAGUCUUCUCCUGAUAAACCUUCUGUCGGUGCAAAUGUGUCCCAGGAAGAAGAAUCACGACUGGCCCAACAAAACGCCGCUCCAGUGGCGGCGAUUAAGUCCCCGAAACGGCGGUCCAAAGAGCCCUCCCGGCCGUCGUCUAUGGGUAAGGACAGCUCUUCCUCUUCCUCCCGCAAAAGGAAGUCACCAGUUCCUGAAUCUCUCGGUAGUGGGAAGUCUGCUCAGCCCCGUGCGACGGAGAGCAUCGACGACGAUGACGACGCGCUCAAAGAACAACAAGAACUCCUAGCCGACUACGGGUUCAUGCUGAGUCCGCCACCUCGUCAAGCGAAGUGGCAGAAAUUCGAGGCUGGCGAUAGUCCCGGAUCGGUGGAGCGCAAACGCACCGCGAACGAAGAUGACCCUGAUGCUGCUGCAGCUGCCACGCACAAAAUGUCGCCAUAUCAAACCCGAAGAAGAUCAGCUACUCCCCACUCCGCCGCCCUCAAAAACCGCUCACCAAACUCCAAAUCCAAGUCCUCCACGAGAUCUCCCCCGCCAAGCAGAUCUCCAGCUCGAGCCACUAUCCAUGCGGUGCCUUCCUCCCCUACCAAGAAAACCGCCAAUACCAAUAGCCCCGCCAAUAACAACGACUCAACAAUCCCGGACUCAGACGCCCCUUCAGAAGCCUGGCCCUCCCCAUCCCCAGCAUCACCAUCCCAAAACCGCGCCUUCUACCUCCAGCCAGACAGCCAACUUAACCCGGACCGCAGUCCGCGGCGCUCAUCACCCUCACCAUCCUCCUCGCCUUCAAAGCGGAGCCCGAAUCGGAGCAGUCGCACAUACAUGCAUGAAGACAUCCCGCCCGUCCCGCCUCUUCCGAAGGAACUUCUCCCCAAUGCUGCGAAGGUGAAUAAGUCGCCGACCAAGUCGCCGAAACGGGGGUCGAGAUCGAUGGCGGCGGCUCUCGAGCAGCAGACUGAGUCUGUCAGGAAUCGGAAGGCGCCUGCGCCUUGGCAGACGGACGAUUAUCCAUGGCCGGAGGAUAUCUUUUGA